Penicillium griseofulvum is the source of this 450-nucleotide messenger RNA. RefSeq lists its product as uncharacterized. The record is from RefSeq and is a predicted model, not a curated record. Bases 1 to 450 code for a protein of 149 amino acids. The transcript has a single exon. NCBI's taxonomy places the organism in Eukaryota, Fungi, Ascomycota, Eurotiomycetes, Eurotiales, Aspergillaceae.
AUGACCGCGGAUAUUACAUUCGGCUGUUAUUCGGCUGUUCCUGAUUACCUGAUUACCACAGGAUGUCGCCGCAUGAUUCCCGAUGAGGAUAUUGGUAUAAAAACGAAAACCGUCGUCGUGAAUGGGACUACCUCCACGGAUUUUCUCGUCGCUAUUACUGAUACGCAACCCGUCAGUAGCGUCACGACAACCUUCGCUGCGGAGGACGUUAGUAAUCAUGGGGCUGUUUCUAUGCAGCCUAUGCUUCACCUAGUGCAUCGUCAGUCUGAUCUUAAAGCAGCAGGAACAGCUGGGGCGGGCUUCACAGCGGCUGCGUCCACAACAGCUACAUCUACUUCGAACUCUGCGGCAAGAGUCGCCUCGAGGAUUAACUCGUGGGAUGGGUUAAGUGGUGUCCUUGGUGUGUCAGUCGCUGUGAUCGUUUUGGGUGCCGCUAUAGUCUUCCAAUAA